AUGUCGCUACUGAACGAGCCUAGUGUAAAUUUCCACAUAAAACUCAAUGAGCAAUCUUUCCAUAUACCCAAUGAGCUGCUCAAGAACAACAUCAAAAAGAUUCAGAAGCUAGUCGAACGAGAGAGUAAACGCCUGAGUGACUUCUUUGAUGAGUUGAGCUCUUCCAUGGCUGGCCAUGAUACUCAAACUUCAAUGGAUAAGCUUAAUGAGAUAAUCAGGGCGGUUGAGCUGCUAGAGCGGAAGCUAGAAAAAAGGGUGAACGUUGAAUGUGAACUUUUGAAACGCAUUGAAUACCGCAUUGAAUACUACAAGGAACUAGAUGGUUACAAAAAGACGCGCAACCGAGAAGGGCUAAUUUCCUGGUACCAGAGAUAUACAAGCCUGUUAAUUGGGGACUAUCUCACUAGAAACAACAAUAUCUACGAGCAGGAACUAUCAACAGGUGGAGCUCAUACUAGCUUGAGGUCUAAGCGAAAAAUGUCGUCUCCUAGUUUCACCCCUCCGCAGGUAAAUACAGGUUUGCGCUUUUUACAGUCACAAGGCUUGGAACACUAUUUGGAUUACGAUAUUCUGAUCACUGCCAAUCAAAUCUCAAAAAGUCUGGAUGUAAACCACGAUUUAUCUCUGUUGGUUAAUUGGAUCAAAGAAAAUCAAACUUACUUGUCAAGUAAGUCCUCAAUGCUGGAAUUUGAAACGAGACUCCAAGAAUAUGUCGAACUUGUUAAGGUACAAAACUACCCCAACGCUAUAAUUUGCUUUCAAAACCAUCUUAUCAAGUUUAUUAAUACUAAUUUUGAAGAAUUGAAACUUGCAUCAGGACUAUUGGUGUUCAUCAAGAGCUGCAAAGAACAGAUGACGAAGCAAACAGAUACCAAGAACGAUCCAUAUAACUUGAGUACAAAAUCUGGCUUCUGCCAUUACUUCUUUCGUAAAGCUCCCUCUAAAGACUUUCAAUCUACCGAAGACUCGUUUAAGAUUGAUUCUGGAACAAGAAUCCCCAGGGGCGGGGACUUUGAAAGAUACGCGCGCCUCUUGGACAACGAAAGAUGGAAUGUCCUCAAACGUCUCUUUUUGCAGGAGUAUUAUUCCAUGUAUGGGAUUUCUCAACAUGAUCCCCUACUCAUAUAUUUGUCUUUAGGGAUAUCAACCUUGAAAACAAAGGCAUGUCUGCAGUGUCCUGUAGCCUCAGAGACAGAGGACGCAAUGCUGGAUAAAUUUCUAGACAAUGAGCUCAAUCAAUCUAAAUGCCCUGUCUGUAGCGAUGAGUUUGCUCCAAUUGCUGGCGAUCUUCCGUAUGCACAUCACAUCCAGUCGAACUUAUUUGAAAACCCGGUAAUGCUACCAAACGGCAACAUAUACGACUCCAAAAAGAUUAAAAUUCUGGCUGGAAAACUAACGAGUAAAAGGCUGUACAGCUUAGAGCAAGAUCAAGUUCUUGACCCAAUAGACCGAAAGGUGUACUAUGAAAAGGACUUUAUCACUAUGUAUCCAACUUAA
Molecule: messenger RNA, 1497 nt
Organism: Lachancea nothofagi CBS 11611
Lineage: Eukaryota; Fungi; Ascomycota; Saccharomycetes; Saccharomycetales; Saccharomycetaceae
Source: the annotation of a GenBank genome assembly